AUUUUGGAACAUUGUUUUGGAGUUUGAUCGCAGCGGAAUAGAGAAGCAACAAAAUGCACGGCCGCAUCAAAGUGCGUACUACGGAGGAGGAGCGGGAGCGCAAAAAGAAGGAGCAUGCGUUAAAAGUGCGAGCCUAUCGAGCAGCAAUGGGACGCAUACAAAAAAAACGCGCAGCAGGCGAACUGGAGGAUGACGAAAUGUUGACACUGACAGCGCAAAUCUUGCUCCGCAAUCCCGAUGUCACUACACUAUGGAACAUAAGGCGAGAGUGUGUGCUGGCCAAGAUUGCGGUGCUAGAAAAGGAGAAGGAGUUGGAGGAGAAAGUGGAACCGGAAGUUGCGCCUGCUGACGCAAAAGAAGAUGAAUCAACAGUGAACGACGGAGCAGAAGCUGACGAUGUAAAAACAGAUUCCGCUGUUGGGGCUCCCACACCUCUGCCAACAUUAACGAUCGCUGAAAAGCUGCAGGCCAUUUUUGCCACCGAAAUGGGCAUCACCGAACAGUGUCUUAUGAUCAAUCCAAAAUCGUACAAUGCUUGGCAUCAUCGUUGCUGGACAUUGGAGCAGAAUCCCCAAGCCGAUUGGCAGCGUGAGGUGAAACUGUGCAACACGUAUUUAAAGUAUGACGAACGCAACUUUCAUACUUGGGACUAUCGCCGCUAUGUGACGGAAAAGGCGCAGAUAGCUAAGACGCAAGAGCUGGACUUUUGCACGGAGAAGAUUAAGGUGAACUUCUCCAACUACUCGUCUUGGCAUCAUCGCAGUUUGUUGCUGCCUGUACUCUAUCCUUAUGAGGGUGAGGUGAGGCCCAAACGACCCAUGAGCGAGGCCAAGCUGAAGGAAGAACUGGAAAUGGUUCUGACAGCUGCUUUUACGGAUCCGAAUGACAGCAGCGCUUGGUUUUAUCAACGCUGGCUAUUGGGAAAUGGCUGGCAGCUGGAGCAGCCAACGAUUGUCGCCUUUCGUUGUGAUGCAGAGAGGGCGGUCUUAGCGUUUAACAAACCAAAUCCCCAUUUGGGAACCCUACAGCUUGUCAGUGAUGGGCAAAAGGUAGAGCUGCAGAAUUGGCUGCCCGUAAACGAUACGAGGAACAUUUGGCAGUGUUCUGCUGAAAUCGGAAGCGCAUUUGAGCUUACGAAAUCUUAUGCUCUGCAGUUCGCUGAAAAAAGUCUAUCCUUAAACGUGUUGCCAGCUGAAGGACUCUACUACUUUCAACCGCCUAAUGCCAGCGCAGCCUACACGAAUGAAGUGCUAGGAGAGCUGCAAAGUCAGCUGCAAUCCUGUCUGGAUCUUUUAGAGUACGAACCCGACAGUAAGUGGACUCUGUUAACCAGCGCUCUGCUCAUGCGGGCCAUUGAUGCAGACAAACAUCAUGCACAAAGCUUGGAACAUCUUUACAAAUUGUGGACAAUCGAUGACUUACGUGCCGGCUACUACAAGGACUUGGCAGCGCGCUGGUCCCUAGAACUUGCCCUGACAAAGUGGCCUCAGAAGUCGGACUUCCCUAAACGCUUUGUGUUAAGCGUAGAGGACGUAGAGCUGGAAUCACUGCCCUAUGCACAGUAUUUAAUCAUAGCCAAUGAACUGGAAUUGCCACAAAGUUUAAGGGAUAAACUGACUGAAAAGAAGUUGCAAAAUUUUGCAAAUUUGAAGCUAUAAAAAUUAAGAUUCCUAAUCCUCAACAUUCUAAACUGACAAGCCGUGGAGCUCGCAAUCAACAGGCCUUAGUCCCUCGAGACGAUCAACAAUUCUAAAAAAUAAACUAUGCAACGAGAUAGUUUUGAGCCAGUUAAACAUUCACUAGUAGUUUAUAAUUAUUUAUAGAUACUUAUAUUCAGGGCAUUUUUGUGCAUGUAUUAUACACUAUAUUACUAAAGCAUAUGCAUACUGAUGUAUGCAAUUAAUAAACAAUGGUUUAUCACAAUCAAAA
Molecule: messenger RNA, 1929 nt
Organism: Scaptodrosophila lebanonensis
Lineage: Eukaryota; Metazoa; Arthropoda; Insecta; Diptera; Drosophilidae
Gene: RabGGTa
Product: geranylgeranyl transferase type-2 subunit alpha
Exons: 2
Coding region: 54-1658 (534 amino acids)
Biological process (GO): protein geranylgeranylation
Cellular component (GO): cytoplasm; Rab-protein geranylgeranyltransferase complex
Molecular function (GO): Rab geranylgeranyltransferase activity
Source: RefSeq, a predicted model, not a curated record